Messenger RNA from Daucus carota subsp. sativus, 907 nucleotides. RefSeq lists its product as uncharacterized. NCBI's taxonomy places the organism in Eukaryota, Viridiplantae, Streptophyta, Magnoliopsida, Apiales, Apiaceae. The record is from RefSeq and is a predicted model, not a curated record. The transcript is spliced from 2 exons. The coding region runs from base 132 to 491 and encodes 119 amino acids.
UAUAAACACAUUUUGAAUUCUCUUCCUGGUUACAGCCAUUCUUUUUAAGGAUUUGGGUUAAAGCUUCCUCAUUCUACAUUAAUUCAACUCUUUCUAGUCGAACAGUCUCGAGCUCGCACCCUUUACGAAUCAUGGGAGGUUGUGCGAGCAGGCCCAAGGAUUUGGCUCUCGAAGCUAAGGUCCCCGUUGAGGAUCCUGCUAAGACUGUCCCAGAGCCCGUGGCUGAGACUGUUCCCCAGGAGAGCAAUGCAGGUGAGGAGAAAAAAGAAGAGCCUCUGAUAGAUGUUUCUGCACCAGCUGACGAGGCUCCCAAGGUCGAGGAGGUGAAAACUGCUGAGCCAGAAACGACUCCAGAGGUAACCACAGAGGAUAAGCCUGCUGAGCCAAAGGAGGAAGCCGCUGUGAAGAAAGUUGAGGAACCUGCCAAGACUGAGGAAGUUGCACCGAAAUCCGAAGACAAAUCUGAGGCCGUCCCUACCCCUGUAGUCUGAGCAUUUUUUGAUUCAACUACAUGAACUAGACGAAAUUACUCUGUAAUAAGUUGAGGCUCAUGUAACAAUUUCCUGCAAUAAGAAGAAUAAAAUGCCCAGCUCAUGUUGAAUAAAUUCUUGCAUUGGUGGGGGGGAAUUCCACGAUCCCAAAUUUCAUCAACUCGACCAUACCCAAUUCUCAUAACCAGUCUACAAGGUAACAAAGGGAUGCCUAGAGGAUACAGCGCAAGAAUAUUUGAAAACAACCAACAUCUUUAUCAAACAGGUGCAUACUGGUUAAGUCGAAAGAAUUAAAGAAAAUCUUCCGGAAUUAGGACUUUUAAGACAUCUGAAUUCACCAUUGUCAUCAACAUUAAGCAUAAGAAAAACUUAUGGAGAAGAGCUGAACUAGGCAGUGAAAACAUAAGACAAACUUC